AUGAGAUCUCGAAGUUAAAACAUGGGAGCAAAGCUUAAAUUAACAUCACUUACAACUCUGUAACUUGUUAUUAUGCUCAUACUGCUAUUGUCUAUAUAAACAAAUGGCGACAUCUAAUAAACAGUAGCUGCCUAAGGAGCUCCUGCACCUGCUUUCAAUACAUAGUUUGGAGUUGUAAAUCCUGGUAUAAUUUCUAAAACUGGACUUCUGUUUGAGACAGAUAAUGUAGCAUGCGCAAAUCCCUCUCCUCAAUUCAAUAUCGGAGCUACCUUCACAUUUACUGCAUGGGUUUACUUAACUGAUUUAGUGGCAGAAGCAUGUGUGAAAAUAAAAGGAACUACUAUUUGGGCUGGAGUCAAUGCAGCUGCUUCAUCAGUGGCUGGAACCUUCGUAGAAAUAGACACCUUAGUUUACCCUGCUUAAGGAUGGAAUCAUAUAGCUGUUGCAUUUGAUACCACUCCUACGUUUUCUCGAGUUUAGGCUUGGGCUUACAAACCUGAUGGUACCAGUUAAACAGGUAUUCUAAGGACGUUGUCAGCCUUAUUUCUAGAUUCGUCAGCUUUUAACUGGUGUAUAGGAGCUUAUCUACUUUGCACAGGUUGUCCUUCAACAGCCACUUAUGGAACUGAUAAAGGACUCAAAGGUGUCAUUAACAAUAUUAGAGUAUAUAACUACAAACUAACAACCGCUCAAAUUGCUGGUUCUUUAUCUACAACUACUUGUUCAAGUGAAUGUAUUCUUUGCAGAAUUGAGGAUAAUGGCCAAUGCAUAGAGACAAAUCAAUACUAAAAGAUGGUUGAAAUUGAUUUAAAUGUUCCUGAUUAUAGAUUAGUCAUUGAGGAUCAAUCGUUAAAUAAGAAUAACUUUACUCUAACUGGGGUAGCCACAUUUGAUCCUUUUUAUGUUCAUAAUCAAGGUCUUUAUUUUGGAGGUUCAAACUACAUAGUAUCAAUGACAGCAGUUAAAUUUGGAAGAGGGAUUCCAAACAUCCUCAAAAGUUGUAAUAACACUAAAUGGAGCUUCUUAAGUUUUCACUGUAACAUAUACUAACAGUAAUAUUAUUUCUCAACUAAGUAAUAUAAUUUAGCUGUUGAUAUGUUUAAGUGGCAUUUCCUUUCAGUAGUAUUGAUCAAAUAAGGUACAGCAUCUACAAAGCCUUGCUUAGUAUUCAAUUAAGAUGCAAUAAACUGUGUCGCUGCCGCAAGUGAUUUUACUACUAUAUAUGCAGACUCAGGAACAAAUAUUAUAACAUUAGGAACUGGAUAUACUGGAAUGAUGAGAUUAUUCCACGUCUAUGAUUAUCCUAAGUUAUUUACUUCUACUCCUUUGAAAUGCUUUUCAAAUUGCGGAACAGCGAACUAUGGAGAGAUCUGCAAAUCUUGUGAUUCAAAAUGCAAAUCUUGUUUCGACUCUGCAGUAUAUAGUUGUUUCUCAUGCGAUGAAAUAACAUUUAAGUUUUUUGCAGCUAGCACAACAUGCAAGGAGACAUGCGGGGAUGGCCUAGACUUUGGAACUUAUGAAUGUGAUGACGGAAAUGUAGUUAGUGGAGAUGGUUGCUCAUAUUUGUGCAAAGUUGAGCCGGGCUGGUAAUGCUCAGGAGGCAAUUUAAACACACCUGAUACGUGCACUGAAAUUUGUGGUGACGGAAUCAACUUAGGAACUCUAAGUUGUGAUGAUGGUAAUGCCAUAGAUGGAGAUGGAUGCACAUCAACUUGUUCUACUGAAACUGGAUGGUAUUGUGUCAACACAGCAUAGAAUAGUAAAAGUGAUUGCUACGAAUUUUGUGGGGACUUAUAAUAUUUUGGGAAAAAGAGUGGAGUAUCAAAAUCUAAGUUCGCAUGUGAUGAUGGGAAUCUUGUAAACGGUGAUGGAUGUGAUGAGUAUUGCAGAUAAGAAGUUGGUUUUAUUUGUAGUUCAACAACUGGGUUGUGUACUGAAAUAUGUGGUGAUGGAAUAGCUCAUUCAGAUGCAUGUGAUGAUGGUAAUAAUAAUUCAGGAGAUGGAUGUUCAUCCACUUGCUAACUAGAGCCAGGCUAUACCUGCGUUGCUGAAAUAAAUGCUUAAAUGACUUGUUAUCAAUCAUUUGGUCCAAGCAUAACAGGAUACAACCUUGCGAGGGAUGAUACAUCUCUUGAUAUAUUUCUCAAUGAAACAAUAUAUUUCUCCUAUAACUUCGAUCUUUCAAGAUCUAUAUCUUAUUAUAUUCUUGGCAGCAGAUCCUCUUAUGAUAUUCUGAUCUCUUUCACAAAUGAUGUUGCAACAAACUAGAAAACUCCUACUAAUAAAUUAUCUUUUACAUUUUCGAUUGCUGAUGAUGUAUAGCUUUUUGGAGAUGAGUACUUUGUAGUAACAUUCGAUUAAGAGGAUUUCAUCAGUUCCUCUACAUCUGCACAAAUCUUCAACAAGGAGUAUAGAGUGCUACUUUGGGGUAGAGAGGUUAAAGGUAAUGCUGCAUCAGGAGGAUUUGGCUAUAUUCUAAUUUUGACCUAUAUAAUUCUGUACCUGCCAAUGACAUAAUCGAACAUGUCUAGCGAGGGAAGGAUUAUUGGAGAAAAUUUCGAACUUAUCAAUCUUCAUACCCAGUUUAUCUAAUAAUUCCUAAUGGCUGAUUUAGUUGCAAAUCCAGAAACUGUCUACAAAUACUACUCUUAUGGGUAUCCCACGUAUAAUGUCUUCCUACUUAUUGUGGAUACUGGCUCUAUUGCAGGUAUGUUAGUUGGAGGCAGUUUUGUUUAUGCUUUAAUUAUGGGAAGACCGAACAAAAGGAUAAAAGAGAGCUUGAUCAUUUUCAUGGGAACAAUUGUCUUUAACAAACUCAUGUUUUUGUCAAUGCUUGGAGCCGGUAAUCUUUAAAUUGGUGGAUCAGCAGCCACAGCAAGUGGAGCAAUCUUACUUUUAUUCAUCUAUAGAUCUGAAAUAAACGAGGGAAAAUCUUCCCCAGCUAAAAGAUGGAGAGGAUUCUUCGGUUAUUUUGGGAAUUCUAUGAUUUAAUAAGUAUUUUACACAGUUUUUAUGGGAGUGAGACUUUUGACCUCUGUUUUUUUCAUAGCACUCCUUGAAAAUAAGCCUGUAUAAAUGAUUAUGCUCCUUCUAAUUUAAGCAAUUGUAAGUAAAAUUAGAAAUUAAUGCCUCAAAUAGUGGAUUGGAUAUAUUUUCAUAGCUAAGCCAUAUAAAGAAAAAUAUUUUAAUAUAAUGGCUCUAAUUGAUGAAGUAGGAGUGCUUAUUUGUAUAGCCCUGUUUGCUAAUACAAUUUUCAUUAACAGUGGAAUGACAAGGAGUAUUCAUUCUAUUAUUGGCUAUGCGUAUGGUGGAGUCAUGAUGAUAGUAUUGAUCCUUAACUAUCUCUUUACAUUCAUCUAUUUUAAGAAAAGGAAUCCCCCAGAAAUAGAAAUGACUUAAGAUUACAGUAUGCCUCCUCCAAAGCCUGUAUAAGCCUAACCAAAGAAAAUUUAAUAGCAAGUUAAGCCUGCACCAUAGAAAGGAGCUGCUAAACCUAAAAGCAUGAAAAAGGAUUAGAAUGGAUUGGAUGAAAGUGAUGUUGAUAUUAAAAAACCUUAAAAGAAAGACCCCAAUAGUAAAUAAUAGCCUGCUAAAAAAACUGCUGAGAAACCAUAGAGCAAGCCAAACUAACGUAGUAAAUCUUAAAACCAACCAUAAUCUAAACAAAAGAAGCCCUAGCCAAAAGAAGAAGAGUCCUACUAUGAAGAGGAAAUUACUGAAGACUAUGAAGAUACUAUUGGAAGCGGUGAUGUUAUCAAAGGUGAUAGGCCUGAAUAUAGAAAACCAUUCGGAAAUGAUGCUCGAGUCUAGGACACAUUUGCCGAUACCAAUACCUCAGAAAAUAUGUUCAUGGGGAGUUCAACAAUGAAUAAUAAGAAAGUAAAGUUCAAUUGA
Molecule: messenger RNA, 3894 nt
Organism: Stylonychia lemnae
Lineage: Eukaryota; Ciliophora; Spirotrichea; Sporadotrichida; Oxytrichidae
Source: the annotation of a GenBank genome assembly